Pongo pygmaeus (Bornean orangutan) is the source of this 10812-nucleotide messenger RNA. It is a transcript of the gene TRANK1, whose product is annotated as tetratricopeptide repeat and ankyrin repeat containing 1. Bases 261 to 9356 code for a protein of 3031 amino acids. The record is from RefSeq and is a predicted model, not a curated record. Lineage: Eukaryota; Metazoa; Chordata; Mammalia; Primates; Hominidae. Gene Ontology annotation, molecular function: protein binding. The transcript is spliced from 25 exons.
ACUACGUGGAAACUUGGAAUAGGUCUGCGGCUGCACACCGCCCGGACGCCGGGGUUCCUGCGCCCCCCGCCCCCUCUGAUCGCGGCUGGGUAGCCGAGCGGCAGGGAGCUGGGGGCCCCCGAGCGCCGCCUCUGCAUUGCGCCGCCCCUGCCCCGGGCUCCGGUAGCUUUCGGGCUUCCGCACUGCCCGCCGCGCCCUGCCCACAGGGAAGCGCUUCCCGAGGCGGCGGCGGUCCUGGUGCGGACCCUCCGGCCGCAGCCAUGUGGGACCCGCGGGCAGCUAGAUUUCAGCAAUGCAGACAGGAAGGUGAACAUGCCCUGCACGGGUCUGGCAGCAAGCCUCUCCCGUCUCCUCACAGGAUGGACCUGACAGCUUAUGCUGAGCUGCUGAAAGAAUCCGGCAACCAGGUUCUUAAGAAUGGGAACUUCUCUUUGGCCAUCAGAAAGUACGAUGAAGCCAUCCAGAUUCUCCUGCAGUUAUACCAGUGGGGGGUUCCCCCGAGGGACUUGGCUGUGCUGCUGUGCAACAAAUCAAAUGCAUUUUUCAGUCUUGGAAAGUGGAAUGAGGCGUUUGUUGCUGCCAAGGAAUGUCUCCAAUGGGAUCCAACCUACGUGAAGGGAUACUACCGAGCUGGUUAUUCCUUGCUGAGGUUGCACCAGCCUUAUGAAGCCGCUCGCAUGUUUUUUGAGGGUCUGCGACUUGUGCAGAGAAGCCAAGACCAGGCACCGGUUGCUGAUUUCCUUGUUGGAGUCUUCACCACUAUGAGCAGUGACUCCAUUGUUUUGCAAAGUUUCUUGCCUUGCUUUGAUCAUAUUUUCACAACUGGAUUCCCAACAGAAGUGUGGCAAUCUGUAAUAGAAAAGUUGGCAAAGAAAGGAUUAUGGCAUUCAUUUCUACUUCUGUCAGCAAAAAAAGACCGAUUACCAAGAAAUAUUCAUGUCCCAGAGUUAUCACUGAAAAGUCUCUUUGAGAAAUACGUUUUCAUUGGACUUUAUGAGAAGAUGGAACAAGUGCCCAAGUUAGUCCAAUGGCUCAUCUCUAUUGGUGCAAGUGUUGAGACUAUAGGACCGUAUCCCCUUCAUGCCCUCAUGCGACUCUGUAUCCAAGCCAGAGAAAACCAUCUUUUCCGGUGGUUAAUGGAUCACAAGCCCGAGUGGAAAGGCCGCAUUAACCAGAAGGAUGGGGAUGGAUGCACUGUCCUGCAUGUCGUCGCUGCCCACUCCCCAGGAUACCUCGUCAAGCGACAAACAGAGGAUGUGCAGAUGCUCCUGCGCUUUGGGGCAGAUCCCACUUUGCUGGAUCGACAGUCUCGGUCUGUUGUGGAUGUCCUGAAGAGGAAUAAGAACUUCAAAGCCAUCGAGAAAAUCAACAGUCACUUGGAAAAGCUAGCUACGUGUUCUAAGGACCUAUCAGGAUUCAGCAAUGGUGAUGGACCCACUAGUGAAAACGACAUUUUCAGGAAGGUCUUGGAGCAGCUGGUGAAGUAUAUGAACUCAGGAAACCGGUUAUUGCAUAAAAACUUUCUGAAGCAGGAAGUAGUUCAGAGGUUCUUGCGUCUCCUUUCUACUCUGCAAGAAAUUCCUCCUGACCUGGUCUGUGAUAUUAAUCAAGACUGUGCCACCACCGUCUUCAAAUUCUUAUUGGAAAAACAGAAAUGGCCUGAGGUGCUUCUGCUGCUGACCCGCAAAGUAAGUGGAGAGCCACCGCUUGGGGAUUGCCUCAUCAAAGACUGCAACUUCUCAGACCUCGACAUCUGUACCAUCAUCCCCCAUCUCAGCACCUGGGACCAGCGGAAGAAACAGCUUCUGGGCUGCCUGAUAGACAGUGGAGCCUUGCCUGAUGGUCUUCAGGAGAGCCAGGAGAGGCCAGUUGUCACGUGCCUGAAACAUGAGGACUUCGAGUUGGCUUUCCUUCUCUUGACCAAGGGCGCAGACCCCCGUGCUAUUUCUCUCACGGAAGGUGAUACUCCUUUGCAUGCAGCACUCCACAUCUUUCUAGAGAUCAAAGCUGACAUUGGUUUUAGCUUCCUCAACCAUCUGUUGGAUCUGUUUUGGUCCAACCCCACCGAAUUCGACUACCUCAACCCCAAUGUCCAGGACAGCAAUGGGAACACGCUGAUGCACAUCCUCUUCCAGAAGGGCAUGCUAAAGCGCAUGAAGAAGCUGUUAGACCUGCUAGUGAAGUUUGACAUCAACUUCAAUCUGAAGAACAAAGAGGGCAAAGAUGCACGGCACCGUAUUAAGAAGAACGACUCUCUGCUCUUGGCCUGGAACAAAGCUCUGAUGGAGAACAGGAGGAGGAGCCGGCAGGACUCUGCUGCCCACCUGGGGAAGCUCUCAAGGUCCACUGCCCCUGGUCACACGUCUCAGCUCAAGUCCCAGGGUUCAUUCAAGUCAGUGCCAUGUGGUGCCACUGCCAGAACACUGCCUGAAGGAAGUGCAGUCCCUGACAGCUGGGAGACUCUUCCAGGUACCCAGGUGACCAGGAAGGAGCCUGGAGCUCUCAGGCCCUGCUCUCUGAGAGACUGCCUUAUGCAGGACAUCACAAUUUUGAUUCAGCAGGUUGAAGUGGAUCCGUCUCUCCCAGAGGACUGUCUUCAGAGCUCUGAGCCUCUGGAGGCAGGAGCUGGCAAGGAAGGAAAGAAAGAUGAGCUCCAGCCGACCCUGGGUGCAGGGGCCCCUGACUGUAGUGAGGUGGGGGAAGGACAUGCUCAGGUGGGCCUUGGGGCCUUGCAGCUUGUGCCUGAUGAUAACAGAGGGAAGGAGGGCAAUGACGAUCAGGAUGACUGGAGCACGCAGGAGAUUGAGGCCUGCCUCCAGGACUUCGAUAACAUGACCUGGGAGAUCGAGUGCACUUCAGAAAUGCUGAAGAAGCUGUCUAGUAAGGUAAUGACCAAGGUCAUCAAGAAGAAAAUCAUCUUUGCCAUUCAGCAGCUGGGAAAUGGCGAGUGGACCCAGGGCCUGCAGAAGCGACUGAAGCACCUGAAAGGAAGCAUCCAGCUCUUCGAAGCUAAGCUGGACAAAGGAGCCCGGAUGCUCUGGGAGCUCGCCAUUGACUUCUCCCCUCGAUGCAGUGAGAACCCUGAGAAGAUCAUUGCCACGGAGCAGAACACAUGUGCAAUGGAGAAAUCAGGGCGGAUCUACACGGAAAUCAUCCGGAUUUGGGACAUCGUCUUAGAUCACUGCAAACUGGCUGAUUCCAUCAAGGCCAUCUGCAAUGCCUACAACCGGGGCUUGUCCUGUGUCCUGCGGAAGAAGCUGAAGGGUAUCAAUAAAGGCCAAGUGUCAGCUAACAUGAAAAUUCAAAAGCGUAUACCUCGCUGCUAUGUGGAGGACAUGGAGGCCGAAAAGGGCAGGGAGCAUGUCAAUCCUGAGUACUUUCCCCCAGCCAGUGCAGUGGAGACAGAAUAUAACAUCAUGAAGUUCCACAGCUUCAGCACCAACAUGGCCUUUAACAUCCUCAAUGACACGACAGCCACAGUGGAGUACCCCUUCCGGGUGGGCGAGCUUGAGUACGCGGUGAUCGACCUCAAUCCCAGGCCACUGGAGCCCAUCAUCCUUAUUGGGCGAAGUGGCACUGGGAAGACAACCUGCUGCUUGUACAGAUUGUGGAAGAAAUUCCACGUUUACUGGGAAAAAGCUGAGCAGGCAGGAAGCCCGUUGCUGGCCAAACAGGUCUGGCUCAAGAGAAGGUUGGAAGUGGAACCCGGAAAAGAGGGUCCAGGUGGGGAGGAAGAGGAGGAGGAAGAGGAUGAGGAAGAGGAAGAUUCUAUUGAAGUGGAAACAGUAGAAAGCAUAGAUGAGCAGGAGUAUGAAGCCUGCACAGGAGGAGCUGGUGUGGAACCAGCAGGGGACGGCCAAGCUGCAGAAGUAUGUGCACCAGAACAUCCCCACCAGCUGGAGCAUUUACAUCAGAUCUUUGUGACCAAGAACCAUGUGCUGUGCCAGGAGGUACAAAGGAAUUUCAUUGAGCUUUCCAAGUCCACCAAGGCCACUAGUCAUUACAAACCACUGGACCCCAACAUUCACAAACUCCAGGACCUGAGGGACGAGAACUUUCCUCUGUUUGUCACUUCCAAGCAGCUGCUUCUUCUGCUUGAUGCUUCUCUGCCCAAACCAUUUUUUCUGAGAAACGAAGACGGAAGCUUGAAAAGAACCAUCAUAGGAUGGUCUGCACAGGAAGAGUCAACCAUCCCUAGUUGGCAAGAGGAUGAGGAGGAGGCUGAGGUGGAUGGGGACUACAGUGAGGAGGAUAAAGCUGUAGAAAUGCGUACGGGUGACAGUGACCCCCGGGUGUAUGUGACAUUUGAGGUGUUCAAAAAUGAAAUAUGGCCCAAAAUGACCAAAGGGAGGACUGCCUACAACCCUGCACUGAUUUGGAAAGAAAUAAAAUCUUUUCUAAAGGGUUCUUUUGAGGCUCUCAGCUGUCCCCAUGGGAGACUCACUGAAGAAGUAUAUAAGAAAUUAGGGAGGAAACGGUGCCCCAAUUUCAAGGAAGACCGGAGUGAGAUCUACAGCCUCUUCUGUCUGUAUCAGCAAAUCAGGUCCCAGAAAGGUUAUUUUGAUGAAGAGGAUGUUCUGUACAACAUAUCCCGGAGGCUGUCGAAGCUCAGGGUGCUCCCAUGGUCCAUCCACGAGCUCUAUGGUGAUGAGAUUCAAGACUUUACCCAGGCCGAGCUGGCGCUGCUGAUGAAAUGCAUUAAUGACCCCAACGCUAUGUUCCUCACGGGGGACACGGCCCAGAGCAUCAUGAAGGGCGUGGCCUUCCGCUUCAGCGAUCUGCGCUCUCUGUUCCACUAUGCCAGCAGAAACACAGUAGACAAGCAGUGUGCUGUCCGGAAGCCGAAGAAGAUCCACCAGCUGUACCAGAAUUACAGGUCUCACUCAGGAAUCCUCAAUCUGGCAUCUGGAGUGGUGGAUUUACUUCAAUUCUAUUUCCCAGAAUCUUUUGAUCGCCUUCCAAGGGAUUCUGGCCUCUUUGAUGGUCCCAAGCCAACUGUUCUGGAGUCUUGUAGUGUAAGCGACUUGGCAAUAUUGCUACGAGGGAAUAAAAGGAAAACUCAGCCCAUUGAAUUUGGAGCCCACCAGGUAAUCCUUGUGGCCAAUGAAAUGGCAAAGGAGAAAAUUCCAGAAGAGCUGGGGUUAGCACUUGUGCUAACAAUUUAUGAAGCAAAAGGCUUAGAAUUUGAUGAUGUCCUCCUUUACAACUUUUUUACUGAUUCAGAGGCUUAUAAGGAAUGGAAGAUCAUUUCCUCAUUCACACCUACAUCAACUGACUCCAGAGAGGAAAACCGGCCAUUGGUUGAAGUACCCCUGGACAAACCAAGCUCUUCUCAGGGUCGAUCUCUCAUGGUGAAUCCAGAAAUGUACAAGCUCCUCAACGGAGAGCUGAAGCAGCUGUACACCGCCAUCACACGGGCUCGGGUCAACCUCUGGAUCUUUGAUGAAAACCGAGAGAAACGGGCUCCUGCAUUCAAAUAUUUCAUUAGAAGAGAUUUUGUCCAAGUUGUAAAGACAGAUGAAAAUAAAGACUUUGAUGAUAGCAUGUUCGUUAAGACCUCAACUCCUGCGGAGUGGAUUGCACAGGGAGAUUACUACGCCAAGCACCAGUGCUGGAAGGUUGCAGCCAAGUGUUACCAGAAGGGAGGUGCAUUUGAGAAGGAGAAGUUGGCCCUGGCCCAUGACACUGCCCUGAGCAUGAAAUCCAAGAAAGUCAGCCCCAAGGAAAAGCAGUUGGAAUAUUUGGAAUUGGCUAAGACCUAUUUGGAGUGCAAAGAGCCAACGCUGUCCCUUAAGUGUCUGAGCUAUGCCAAGGAGUUCCAGCUCUCCGCCCAGCUGUGCGAGAGGCUGGGGAAGAAAGCUCUGUUGGACAGAGCUGCUAGUCUGGAACACAGCUACUCACAGAGUGGUCAGGAGGCUACAAACUAUUAUUUGUCUGCAGCAAGAUUAACACAGAAGAUAAAAAUAAGAGAUGCUGCCUACUUCUAUAAGCGAAGCCAGUGCUACAAAGACGCUUUCAGAUGCUUUGAGCAGAUUCAGGAAUUUGAUCUAGCACUCAAAAUGUACUGCCAAGAGGAGCUUUUUGAAGAAGCUGCUAUUGCAGUGGAAAAGUAUGAAGAAAUGCUAAAGACCAAGACCCUUCCCAUUUCCAAGCUCUCCUAUUCUGCCAGUCAGUUUUACUUGGAAGCUGCAGCAAAGUAUCUGAGUGCAAAUAAGAUGAAGGAAAUGAUGGCUGUCCUCUCAAAGCUAGACAUAGAAGACCAGCUGGUGUUCUUGAAGUCUCGGAAACGCUUAGCAGAAGCUGCAGACCUGCUGAACAGGGAAGGUAGGGGAGAAGAGGCUGCCCUGCUGAUGAAGCAACAUGGCUGCCUCCUGGAGGCUGCCAGGCUCACUGCUGACAAGGACUUCCAGGCCUCAUGUCUGCUGGGGGCCGCCCGCCUCAAUGUGGCCAGGGAUUCCGACAUAGAACACACCAAGGACAUUCUGAGAGAAGCACUUGAUCUCUGCUAUCAAACUGGCCAGUUGUCUGGCAUUGCCGAGGCCCACUUCCUGCAAGGGGUAAUCCUGAGAGACUUUCAGAAGCUCAGGGAUGCCUUCUUCAAGUUUGACACGCUCAACCACUCAGCUGGAGUGGUGGAAGCACUCUACGAAGCAGCCAGCCAGUGUGAGGCCGAGCCUGAGAAGAUUCUGGGCCUGGCUCCAGGGGGCUUGGAAAUCCUCCUCAGUCUGGUCAGGGCUCUCAAAAGAGUGACCAACAAUGCUGAGAAGGAAAUGGUCAAAUCUUGCUUUGAGUUUUUUGGGAUUUCCCAGGUGGAUGCCAAGUAUUGCCAGAUAGCUCAGAAUGACCCUGGGCCCAUAUUAAGAAUAAUUUUUGACCUGGAUUUGAACUUGAGAGAGAAGAAAACAAAAGAUCAUUUUUUGAUAAUGACUGAUCAAGUGAAAUUAGCCCUAAACAAACACCUUUUGGGCAGGCUGUGUCAGAUCACACGGAGCCUACUUGGGAAGACCUACCGAGGAGUCUGCAUGAGGUUUAUUGUAGGCUUAAAAUGUGAGGAUGAAAACUGUGAACAUUUUCACAGGCCUUUGCGGCGUUGUGAAGCCAAGUGUUUAGUUCAGUCGAAAAUGAACUUGGUGGCAAUCAACGGGUUGCUUUUGGAAGCCAAAAAAGUAUUCCCUAAAAUCUUAGCAGAAGAACUUAAAGAAAUUGAUUAUAUUUUGUCUACAGAUAUGUAUGGAUUUUGCAAGUCCAUUCUGGAUGUCCUUUUCCCUAAGCAUUUCCAUCAGAGAGUGUUGUCAGAAAACCCCAUGGCAUGCAAAGAAAUCCUCAAACCAAAUUACAAAUCCUUCCGGUUCUACAGAUUUGCUUUGAAAGAGUACAUCCACUUUCUGUUUGAAAACGAAAGCGCACGCAACCGCCGGGAAUCCACAGACCUGUGGCUGAGUGCCAUGCAAGCUUUCCUUCUCUCUUCCAACUACCCGGAAGAGUUUGAAAAGCUGCUCCACCAGGAGGAGGACAACUACAACAGGGAACUCAAAGCUCUAGAGUCUGAAAAGGAUGAAAGGGGCAGGGGGAGAGGCAGCAGGAUAAAAGGAAUAGAAGGGAAAUUUGGCAUGCUGGCACCCAACAGGGAUGAUGAAAAUAUGGACAAGACCCACCUGUGCUUCAUCCGGCUUCUGGAGAAUUGCAUUGAUCAAUUCUAUGUGUACAGGAACCCAGAAGACUACAAGAGGCUCUUUUUCCGUUUCAUGAAUGUCCUCAUCAAGAGGUGCAAAGAACCACUCAUCCCCAGCAUUGGAAACACGGUAGCCCUCCUGGAGUUCCAGUUCAUCCACUGUGGGGUGGUGCUGGCCCGUCUCUGGAAGAAUGUCAUUCUGUGCCUCCCCAAGAGCUACAUUGCACUCUUGCACUACUGGGAGUUCCUGUUUAGCAAGAAGGACAAGGAGCUUGGGGAUGUGUUCUCCAUCAUUCAGGAAUACAAACCCAAGGACGUGACAAGAGCCAUUCAGGAUUUCCGGUUCCAUCUCUCCUACCUCGCCAAGGUGCUAUGUGGCUAUGAGAAUGUGAACUUCAACGUCCUGCUUGAUGCCUUCAGUGAAAUAGACUAUGUGGUCUCAGGUGAGGCUGAGCGGACACUGGUGCUGUGCUUGGUGAUGCUAGUGAAUGCUGAGGAGAUCCUGCAGCCAUACUGCAAGCCUCUCCUGUAUCGCCACUUCCGGGAGAUUGAGUCAAGGCUGCAGCUCAUGAGCAUGGACUGCCCUGGCCAGGUUCCCGAGAGGCUCCUGAAGGUGGUGAAGCGGGUCUUGGUGGCAGUCAAUGUGAAGUCUGUGGCUGAGGCACUGCAGGACCUGCUCUUUGAGCGGGAUGAAGAGUACCUAAUGGACUGUGACUGGCGGUGGGACCCUGUGCACACCAAAGGGUCCAUAGUCCGUGGCCUCUAUUAUGAGGAGGUCAGACUAAACCGCCUUCUCUGUUUGGACCCCGUGGACUACUUUGCUGAACCUGAGUGUGAGUUUGGCCAGGAUGAGAUGGAUGAACUGGCAUUAGAAGACCGAGACCACGUCCUGGCCACCAUUCUUUCCCAAAAGCAACGGAAGGCCUCCAUACAGCGGAAGUUGAGGAGGGCAUGCCUGGUGGUUUCUCUGUGCAUCAGUUGGAGGAGAAGAGUGGGCACCCAGAUGGAGCGUGUCAGGGAGGAGGCCAGGGAGCCCAGGGCUGGGAACUUCAAAAAGGCAGACGUGGACAGGACCCAGUGUGACCUAUGUGGAGUGAAGUUUACCCGUGGCCCAGAGAACUAUUUCAGCCCCAGCAAAGCAUUUGAGGGGGCAGCUUCCGAGGUGGCAGUCCUUUCCAGGGCUGAGCUGGAAAGGGAGGAGUGUCAGGAGAGGAACAACGAGUCUUACGAGCAGCAUAUCCAUCUAGAACACCACCAGAGGCAGCAAGUGGCCUACCAGAAAUACUCAGAAUUUUUCCACGAGAAGGUGGACCCGGCCAUUGAUGAAGGCAAGCUUGUGAUGCAGGACAUCGAGCAAAGUGUAUGGAUCCACAGUCACGUGGGCUCCAAGGAGCACAGCCACAUGCUGCAGAAGGUCCAGGAGCACAUCAAGAGGGUUUCAGAUAUGGUGGAGGACCUCUACAGGCGGAAGGCCUGGGCUGGUGCGGAGGAGGCGAUGACUCGGCUGGUCAACAUUCUGAUCCUGUCAGUCAGGGAUGCACGAGACUGGUUGAUGAAAACAGAGACCCGCUUAAAGAAGGAAGGUAUUGUUCAGGAAGAUGAUUAUGAAAAUGAAGUUGAAGACUUUGGUGAGCUUCGUCCUAGAAGGCGUUCUCGGAAAUGUGGAAAGCAGAGAAAAUGCUAAUGUCCACACAGCUGCAGCCUCCUCAUCCUUCGGAACAUUCCACUCUGACUUAGAAUUCUGAGUGCUGGGGCAGAAGACAAAAAGAAUGUGAAUUAGCAUUUUAAAAGUAGGGGAGUCUAACAACACCAUUGCUUUUUGUUCUCAUUACCUCUCUUUCAGUGGCUUAGGAUCUGAUUGCUCCCUCACCUCUAAAGUGUUUCCAAGUAGAGUCUAGCAGUAUUAGUUCCCCCGACAAACAAGUUCAGGUAGAGAAGCUGUAGUCGAAGGGAAUGUUGGGACUCCUCACUGCAUGGUCCCUGGGGCAUCUGGCUCAACCCCAUCAUGACAUGAGUUGGUAGCAGAGGACUAGGUGUUAAGACAGACUCUCCUCACCUCAGUUGCUACUGCUCUGGGCCAGGAAAUCUCUCUAUGGAUUCCCUCAUCUCCUGCCACACUGCUGCAGCAUCAAGUGUGCUAUGAGAGCUGUAUGCGCCCAGGGGUGGGCCCUGCCACUGGCCACCCCGAGCCCAGGAUGCAUUCUGGUCAUCUCUGGGCCCACUUGUAGUGUAGUUUCUUCUGUUAGAGAUGUUAGCCUUUUCUCUCUGUGGCGACUUUUCUGCCUUCCCUCCCUCUGUUUUUUGUGAUCAUUCUUAGCUACCUGUGCCAAGUCACAGUUAGACUACCUCAGAAUGUAGUCAAGAAUUCACCCAGUGUUCUUUGGAUGUCCCUUCCCUAGAGGGAAAGGCUGGGGAAUGUUGCUGGGAGCAUUCCCAGCUGCCUCUCCAAAGUGGUCCUAACUCUGCCUUGGCUAUGGUGCAGACAUUCCAAAAAGUGUUUUGUAUACAGCCCUGUACAUCUAGUUUUCUUGGUUCCCCCUGGCAAGUUUGCUACCCUAGCUUAGGCUGACGUUCUGAUGAGUCUCUGCUUGCUGAGCUCAUCACUGUGGGACAGUGACCUGCAGAGCUGCAGGUUGGAGCAAGUGGACAGAGGAGGAAGCCAGCUAAGCCAAAUCCGUCACUGCCACUUGGCUGGCAGGCCUUAUAAGAGGGCGGAUCUGGGCCCGUUUGCAGGAGGCCAUUGCCUACCCUCUCCCCACAGUGAGCCAGCAGCCAUCAGCUGAUCCCACUUGGGAAACCUUCAUUCCUCUCUGAUGGUUACUGCCCACCCUUACCCCACCCCUCAGCUCAGCCUGGUAUGGAAGGCCAGGUGCACGUUGGUCUUUGAUUGUUCUGUCCUCACAGCAGAGCCAGCUUUCCCCCCAUGUUGCUGCUGCUUUUGCUGCUCAUGCUGCUCAUUGUUUUCUCUUCCUUGUCUUUCCAAAUUGUUUCCUUGAAAUGCUUGUUUCCAAUUUUUCUUAGAUUAUGUUUCUAAUUUUUAUUCCAGGUGGUUUUUUUUCUUACUUGACAGAAAAAAAGAAAACCCCAACAAUAUCUUGCUGUAUUAUCACAUUUUUUAUAAAGUUAAAGCAUUUCUCUUA